Messenger RNA from Aricia agestis (brown argus), 608 nucleotides. RefSeq names its product tRNA-specific adenosine deaminase 2. Gene Ontology annotation, cellular component: cytoplasm; nucleus. Gene Ontology annotation, biological process: tRNA wobble adenosine to inosine editing. NCBI's taxonomy places the organism in Eukaryota, Metazoa, Arthropoda, Insecta, Lepidoptera, Lycaenidae. Bases 52 to 534 code for a protein of 160 amino acids. Gene Ontology annotation, molecular function: tRNA-specific adenosine-34 deaminase activity. The record is from RefSeq and is a predicted model, not a curated record. The transcript has a single exon.
UCGUUGCGCAAGAUAUGAAAGAUUGUCCAAAUAUAAAGAUAUAACGAAAAGAUGGAUUUUAUGAUAAGGGCUCUAGAUUUAGCUAGAGAGGCUCUAGCCGCUCAAGAAGUACCUGUUGGUUGUGUGUUUACCUUUGAAGAAAAAGUUGUAGCAGAAUCGAGAAACACUGUUAACGAAUCUCGUAACCCUACGAGACAUGCAGAAAUCAACUGUAUUGAUAUCGUCAUAGAUUACUGUAAAACAAACAGUUUAAAUUAUAUAGAUUUCUUUAAAGGUAUUGUUGUUUAUGUUACUGUUGAGCCAUGUAUUAUGUGUGCAUCAGCUUUAAGGGAUCUAAACAUUAAAGAAGUUGUGUAUGGCUGUGCUAAUGAUCGGUUUGGGGGAAACACGGUUGUUAAUUUAUGUGAUUAUUAUCAAGGUGUUUUAGAUUUUAGAGGUAAUGUGAUGGCCACUGAGGCAAUGGCAAUGUUGAAAACUUUUUAUAAAGGGACUAACCCUAAUGCUCCAGAAACUAAAGUAAAAAGAAAGUGUUAAUGAGAACCUUCUCAUGUCAAUGCUGUUUUAAACUGGUAUACAAGCUGACUGAGGGUUAAAACUUUAAAAGUUGU